GUCUUGGGUGCUGAAUACCUUACAGCAUGAUCUCCACCUACUCUAUCCUGUUCACUUUAGUACUAUGCUCUGAACUGAACAGCCACCUUGUCACUGUAGCCAUGCCUUCAGCAAAAAUAGAGGACGAUACAACAGAUCAAGAAGGCUUCGACUCCAUAGUGGGUGAAGAGUCCAUGACUGAGCCCGCUGUGGUCCCACCGGUGUACAGACGGAGCUUCACCUUGGACAACAAUAUGAGGGAUGACGGUACCCCUAAAAUUGUCAUCUUAUUAUCAGACACAAGACUGAAAGCACAGCGUGCUCAUGGGCUGAACUCUGUCUUAACUCGGCGCCAUCCCCUUCUCACAGACCGAAGCUUGAGCCAUACUCUUGGCGAGCCCAAUUCCAAAAUAGAUAGAAGAAAUACUGACCUUGACAUGCUGCGAUGUAUGAUAGGAAGAGUAUACCGACCCUGUUGGGAAGCAUAAAUGUUUCCUGCUGCUGCUCCUGGUUCAUGAAUAUGAU
This is a messenger RNA of Melanotaenia boesemani (Boeseman's rainbowfish), 504 nucleotides long. RefSeq names its product pro-melanin-concentrating hormone (gene pmch). The transcript has 3 exons. The record is from RefSeq and is a predicted model, not a curated record. Gene Ontology annotation, biological process: behavior; chemical synaptic transmission. NCBI's taxonomy places the organism in Eukaryota, Metazoa, Chordata, Actinopteri, Atheriniformes, Melanotaeniidae. Bases 27 to 467 code for a protein of 146 amino acids. Gene Ontology annotation, molecular function: type 1 melanin-concentrating hormone receptor binding; melanin-concentrating hormone activity.